Molecule: messenger RNA, 2238 nt
Organism: Eremothecium cymbalariae DBVPG#7215
Lineage: Eukaryota; Fungi; Ascomycota; Saccharomycetes; Saccharomycetales; Saccharomycetaceae
Gene: CEX1
Product: COPI-interacting protein CEX1
Exons: 1
Coding region: 1-2238 (745 amino acids)
Biological process (GO): tRNA export from nucleus
Cellular component (GO): cytoplasm
Source: RefSeq, a predicted model, not a curated record
AUGAACUAUCUACUCAAGUCAAUUGCGAACUUUCAGUUUCCAUACUCUCUCCAGGAUGAGCCUACUUUGAGAACACCUCUUUGGGAAGUUCACCUGGCUACUAGAAAAUCGGAUGCUUUACCUGUGACUGUGUUUGCCCAUUCAGAUCUGAAUAAUACGGUUUCUCGACCGCUAGUUCAAAAUGCAGUACAAAAAUCCAAGACUUUAAAAUUACCUGGGUUGGUGCGUGUAUUAGAGGUUAUUGAUUCCGAUCCAAAUACGGUUUAUAUUGUUACUGAACGAGUGCAACCGCUAUUUCCUGAAAAUGUUGGUGGUUUAAAAGAAAGCGCUUUGGCACUUGGGAUGUAUCAGAUUUGUAGUACGUUGCGAGUUCUACAUGAUCAUGCUUCAGUUGUUUUAGGAAACCUAUCGAAGGGGAGUAUAUAUUUAAAUGAGCUCGGUGAAUGGUGUUUGUUUGGAUUAGAGUUAUGUUCUGCCAAGGGUGACGUAUCAGAUAUUAAAAGCAAACUGGAUGCGUACAAUUCACUAAUGAAGAACACUAUCCAUCAAUUGGUCCCUACUGAGUCUUCUCAAAUUGACUCUGUUCAUUUAGCCGCAUUGAUCAAGGAUAUAUAUUCGUUUAGGGUUCCUGCAUCCUGGCAGCCUUUGAUUGAAAGGCUCUCUCAAGGUAGAAUUACGAUUUCACAAUUUUUACUGAAGGCAAACACAACCAAGACAUUUCAAACACCAUUGAUUAAAGUUUAUGAACACUUGAAGGAAACCCAUAUUAAGGAUGCUGAGGGGAAGCUUGUAUGUAUGGCUGAAGUGCAUCAGCUUUUAAUGAACAAUCCAGGUUUAUUAGUUGGGUGUGCACCUGGGUUUGUAGAUCGAUUUAUUGUGCCACAGUUAUCUGAAAUUGCUAAGGAACAAAUCGCUAGUCAGCAGUUACAAAAGUCUGGGUUUCACGAUCCUUCGAAUUUAAUAACAUUGGUGGCAACUGCAUUGGAAUUAUCUUGUUCUGAACACCCAAAUAUUCAACUGACUAGUACGUUUGAUAACUAUAUCAAGCCGUUGAUCUUUGAAACUUAUAAACUUUCAGAUCGACAAUUAAGAUUUUUAUUGUUAAUCUAUUUGCCAGGAUAUAUAAGUAAACUUUCGAAGAAGGAUUUUCAAAAUCAGAUAUUUACUUAUUUCAUCCAAGGUUUGGCGGAUUCUGAGCCAUUGUUAAGAUUACAAACACUAAAAAAGCUUUCCUAUGCUGUAGACAUGAUAACGGAACGACAGUUAAAUAACGAAUUAUUAAGAUGUCUUGCUAAAACACAGGUUGACCAAGAUGUGGAUAUUCGUACGUGGACCAUCUUAAAAAUAUCUGAAAUUUCUGAAAAAAUGUCUGGCAGCGAACGUUCAAAUAUUCUAGCUGUUGCAUUCACAAAAUCUCUCAAGGAUCCAGCUGUGACACCAAGGCUUGCUGCGGUAUACGGGUUGAUGAAAGCUAUAGAUUUAUUUGACGCGGAGACAAUUGCCAAUAAAAUACUAACUGUUAUCGCUCCCGGUUUACUUGAUUCUAAUAUGCAAGUUAGGACGCAGGCAAGAGAAUUAUUUGAAGUUUAUUUCAAAAAACUCGAGGCAGAAUCAAGUGUAACUGACAAACAAACGAAAAACCAAAGUGAGUACGUGGAAGUUAAUUUUGAAUCCAUGUUGGAUGCUACGGAUGAUGAUUUGGUUAAUAAUUUUUUGAAUAAUUUAAAGAUAUCGACUGUGCCAAGUGAGCUUUCUGUUCGCUCACCUACAGUACCUUCUUCCAGCGCUGACAAUGAUGGUUGGAAUGAUUUUUCCUUUGAUACUGACCAAGACAAUACUGGGGGGAAUCAAAAUAAAAGUACCCAUCUAAUGACUGGAAAAGUUAAUUUAAAGUCUUCGGUUUCAUCGUUCAAGAACUCUAAACUAGAAUCCAACAAUGGGUUGGCGUCUAAUACCCCAAAAAAACCAAAUUUUGGUGCAGUAAAGAUACAGAAAUCUUGGAAUGACGAACUUAGUGAAUCUGAAGGUGAUUAUGACGAUAGUUGGAAUGAACCCAAGGUUCCCAAGAAGUUAAUCACAAAGACCAUUAAAAAUAAAAAACAAAUAUUAAAUUCUAUUAGAGUAUCCACACAGUCUGUAAAAUCUGUUCAACGAAAAAAAGAGCCAGUGCUCUCGACUUUUACCAACCAUAACGAUGAUGGUGGUGACGAUAGUGAUGGUUGGGACAAUGAAUGGUGA